Molecule: messenger RNA, 721 nt
Organism: Darwinula stevensoni
Lineage: Eukaryota; Metazoa; Arthropoda; Ostracoda; Podocopida; Darwinulidae
Source: the annotation of a GenBank genome assembly
AUGCAGGGCGAGGGAGAGGACGACGAUUUAGUAUUCAAAGAUGCCUUAUACGCAGCACCGUACAGGACCUGGGAAAUGCGAAGUCCCCAAUGGGGAUGGCCGUGGGGCCUUCCGAACGACGCCUCGUCGACAACGACCACGACGACCACGGUGCAAAAUCGUCGCGGCAUUUUCUCGGAUGACUUUUUCUCGGAUGAGGAUCUCGUGGGAUCUGGUCAACACGGAGGUUUGGAGGGCAGUGGGGACCCACUCAACAUACGGCUGUGGGACUCUGUGACGUUGACGGCGCAAAGUCAUCAAGGGAUGUAUACGGGUUUACGGAUAAAUUGGGAUGACGAAGACGACGAGGACUACGAACUCGUGGGAUCUGGUCAUCACGGAGGUUUGGAGGGCAGUGGGGACCUACUUAACAGCUUUAUUCCAGCGUGUGCGGAGGGGAAGUUCACGUGCGGGAACGGGGCGUGCAUCGACGCGGAUCGGCGCUGCGACACCGUCGAGGACUGCGAGGACGGGUCCGACGAGGUCGAUUGUAAAGUCGCGUGUGGGGUGGGUCAGUUCGUGUGCGACGUUAAUCGCUGCAUCGAUGGCGAACGUCGCUGCGACCGCGUCUACGACUGUCAGGACCGGACCGACGAGGACUUCUGCCGUAAGAGCCUCUCUUCCUCUGAGAUUCCGUCGAGCCUUAGUCAUAAAGUAACCGACUAAUCGACUACCAUAACUA